This is a messenger RNA of Schistocerca nitens (vagrant locust), 3576 nucleotides long. RefSeq lists its product as uncharacterized. Bases 158 to 607 code for a protein of 149 amino acids. Lineage: Eukaryota; Metazoa; Arthropoda; Insecta; Orthoptera; Acrididae. The transcript has 6 exons. The record is from RefSeq and is a predicted model, not a curated record.
UUUGUUAUUGUAUUGAUUCGCAGACGACAGACGUUCUGGCUGUGUAUUGAUCUGUGUGUACAAACAUUGUUUUGUCUACUGACAAGUAGUCUGUGUAUUUACCGUUGGUAUUUAUCUGUGCCUGCGUUGUUUUCCGUGAUCGUUUUCUGUAAUUACGAUGCCGAAAGUAAAGGAGAGAAAGUUAUGUAAUAAACAGGAUACACCGCUGUUGACAACAGACAAAAUAAAAAAUGUAAAAAAGGAAAUGGAAAGGCAGCUAGAAAAUAAAAAAACUAAAUUAAAUUCACCUGAGGAGUCUAAUAAUAAAAGAGGAGCAGAGAUUCAGAGACCAGAGGGACUAUGCAGCAUACAGGAAAUGACUGUGGAACUGAAAGAGAGAACAAAAGAAGAUGAGUUGAUGCGUUCGUCAUGGAAGGAAACCUCAUCCGCAAAAGCUAGAAAAACAUCAAAACUUAAAAAAGAGGUUGAUGAACUUAUAGAAAAAGAAAUACAAAAAUGCUGUCUUACGGGAAUUUCAAUAAUCGAGCAAAGUCUGGCAGAACUAAAUGAUGCUAUUGCCAAAAUGGGAGAUUGCAAUAAACAGUUUCCUGAAGAUGAAAAUAAAUAAAAUAAGAGGAGGAGAAUAUGAAGUGAAAUACACAACUUGUUAUAAUUUAAGAGAGCCCUCAUAGAUACCUGUAGCGUCACGUAGUCAACUUUGUCCCCUUCACCAAAAGUAUGGGUUUACUGACGUAAAUCUAAAUUCCACUGUUAUCACAGAUCAAAAAAGCUCAGCCAUCUGAAGUGUUUCACAGUAGUAAAAAACUUGUGUUAUCUGCUAUUAAUAUUCAUAAACUAUUGAUGUUUUAAUGCUUUUUAAAAGUAUCAGUUCUGGAAUAACAGAAUGCCAGAUGUCAAAUUCAUCAGGUACCUUUAAGCUGCAGCCAUACUUCAUGCUUUAUUGCUUUAAAUGUUUUUUAUAAUUCACUAGUGAAACUGAAUUUGUCAGAUACUUUCUUUUGGAAGUGAAAGACAUCAUAAAUCUUACCAGAUGUUUCUUUUCCAAAAGAUUUAAAUUAAUUCCAGUCUUCAUAAAAAAUGAGUGUAACAACACACAUUUGGUUAAAAUUAUAACAGUAUCCAUAACACUAUUCUACUGGCAACAGCCACAAGCUGUGUCACAACCGCAAAUUUUACAGUUUUUACAUGUUUAGUUAGCCAAAACGCUGCUAUAUUCAAAGAUGUUUUAUUAUCCUUUUACUUUUUAGUACCAUAAGCAUAUUUUGACUCUAUGGCCAUUAUCAAGCUCUUUCCAUAGUAAACUGUCAACACUGUCACUGUCUGGGACCUGCUGCUGCUGUGUAUCAUGGAUGUACUGCAGACAAACAGACAUGUACAUCACCUUUCCAGUUCCACACAAGAACCGCAUGUAACGGAUAUCAACUUCACAACUGAUGAACAAAAAUUACGUCAUAAGGGCAUUUAAUAUGAUUUACAACCAAAACUGAACAUGAAAAAAAGAUAUAACAGUGUUGACUUAGCUAUCAACUGAAGCUCUCACACAAAAAAUAUUAAACAGUCUUAACGAAUAAUGCUCAGCAACGAAUUCCACAGCAGAGGCAUUACAAAUUUAAAAUUUUGUCUGUGCUACAUCUACAAAAUGCAGCAGUAGAAGGUGCAAGAACCCACCACUCGCACUGAGCCUUGAAUAAAAUCAUACAUCUUCAGUUAUGCUAUAGUUAUUCAUUUAUUUAUCAGUAUCAACGUUUCCUGGAAUUGAAAAUUACUGAAAGCUAGUAUUUAUGACCCAUGGACUCCUCCUAAUAUCUGAGUAGCAAAAGGCAAUUUCUGUUAGCAAAUAUUUCGUAAUAAUUAUUACUUGAUUUGCACCAGAAUAAACGUACUAUCCCUAUGUAUCUCUUUACUGAUGUCAUGAGCAAUUUCUACAUUACAUUAACACUUGUUCCAUAGGCCAUGAAUAUGACAUUUUGAAAUGAUGAGAGUCCAUUUGCAGAGAACCACAUAAUAAUUUUUUGAAAGAGAUGAUUUACAAUUUCCUCAGCUCAUUCUUGUUUGAUGGGUAUGAUUAUUGUACUCAUAUCAUCAGCAAAAACAACUAGCUUUGCAUCUUCAUGAAUAUAGAGUGGCAAAUCAUUAAUAUAUAUUAAGAACAAUAAUGGACCCAAGACUGAACCCCAUGCAACACCAUUCUUGACACCUCACCAGUUAGAAGUCUCUGCUGAUUUUUGCAGACUAUAUGUACUGUUAAUUUCAUCCUUCUGCAUUUUUCCAGUUAAAUAUGAAUUAAAACAUUUGUGCACUGCCCCACUCAGUUGCCCUGGUUCCUUCUUAACAAUAUUCCAAAUUGUUUUAAUUUUAUUAUCAGAAGUGCUUAUAUCAGGCGUAAUGUAUGCACUUCUGAACUUUUAAGUAACUUUUCUUAAUACAGUUCAGUAGUUUUUAUAAUGUUUCACUGUUUCUGGAUUAUUACUCCUUCUAGCUGUAAGAUACACUGCACUUUUCUUUUUACUAGACUUUUUAUCCCUUUAGUAAGCCAUGGAUUUUUUGACAGUUUCUUAUAUUUCACUGUUUUCUUAGGGUUACUAUUUUCAGAUAUAUUCACAAAAGUAUCAUGAAAUAGGUUAAAUUUUAAAGUAGCCUCAGGUUCCCUGUACACCUCAGCCCAAUCCAAGCGUUGCAAGCUUUCCCUGAAAUCUGCAAUUCUUAAAUCGUUAACUGAACACACUUUUUUGGAGGAAUGUAUUGAAUUACUCUUUGAGUUAUGUCAUAUACUGUAACUAGCUGUGCAUCACGAUCAGACAGACCAUUCUUAACAGAAAAUUUAUCUUGGUCUUAAAAAUAUUAUCUAUCAGUGUGCUGGUUUCCUGUACCACCCAAGUAGGAAAAUCAAUGACUGAUGUCAAAGUGAAAGAACCAAGUAAUACUUCAAGUUCAAGCUUUUUAAUGGACUUUUUUUAGUAAAGCUGCAUUGAUAUCACCACAAACUAUAAUUUGCUUCUCUCUGUCUGACAGAUAGCACAACAAAAAAUCCAAGUUUUUGAAAAAUAACUGAAUAUUUCCCAAUGGGGAACUAUACACAGCUACAAUUAUAUAGGUACCAUUAUUUAGUUUAAGCUCACACACACAUGCUUCUAUAUGUUGCUCCACACAACAUUUUUUAGUUUCUAAAUUUUUCACACUAUGAUAAAUAUUAACAUUGGCAUCUCAUCCCAUUGGCUCCCUUCUGCUAGCCAGCAUGGGAACCUACCACUCAUUCCUUACUCUAUACAUACUGCAGCACUAAUACAUUUACUUCACAUAUGUAAAAUAGCAAAACUGCAAAUGAAAUAUAAUGCUCUCUUAUCCGAAAAUAGGGUACCUUACAAAGGUAUCAGACAGUUACUGCACUAACAAUGUGCUAUGAAAAUAGCCUGAUGAUGAGCAUGGAACCGAAAUAAAUUUGUAGCACCAAAAAAUAACAUUGUAAUAAAAAGUCUUUAAAUAUAGCAGCGUUUUGGCUCAUUAUGUGUUUAUGAAAAUAUUACUGGGAUGCCAGAAACUGUAUGCUUUAACUUUCUGUAAAUAUUUUAUUGUUUU